CAGGCGUGGAGUUGGGACCGUGCUCAUACAAUCUGGCUGUUUCCCUUCUUUUUCUAUUUUGGAUGUGUUAAUGGUUCUGUUUGUUUGUUUUGUAAAUUAGGAAGGCAGCUCCAACACUUUAAAUAAGGCCCCAACCCCCACCCAGCAGAUGCUCAGUAUUAAAAAGUAGAGGCUUUCCAGUCAGACUGCCAAGCAGCAUCCAGUUCAGCCAAUCAGAUCCACCCUUGACUUGUCAGGGUCGACUCCUGUCACUGCCAGGGAGCCAUCAGAACCUCUGGUUCUGAAUGCUGCUUGGUUCGUGAAUCACUCUUUGUUCAAGUAAAAUAAUUUAUUGUGGCUGAAGUUAAGUCUUCCUCCUCCUCUCAUUUUUCAACAGAUGUCUUCUGCAGAGAUUAGCAAAUACUGUUUGGCCUGGGUUUCCCCAUAGUGUCUGCACAGCUCAGGAAAUGGCCUGCCGUUUCCUUGCUGUGUUGCAUUUCUUUAAUUGGUGCUAUUUUAACACAACAGAAUGUAGUGCUACACUGUUCGAAUGGCUUCUAUUGAUACUCACUGUAUUUUAUUUAUGUUUGGUACUGGAAUUGAAUGUGGAGUCUUCGCCCCACCUCAUGAGUAAGCCUAGCACUGGCUUCCACUGAUACUCUACCCCAAUAUCUUCUAUUUUAUGCCUGUUUUAAACUGAGAUGGCAGGCUUUCUUAUGUACGAUGCUAAUUGCUUAGUUAAAACUCUGCCUUGAGUGGAUGUGGUGGGAAGUUCAAAGUCCCAGCUCUUGGAAGGCAGGGGCAAUAGGAUGACUGAACUCAAGGCUAGCCUUUGGUAUGUUGGACAGACACUCUGUCUCUAUUAAUCAGAAAACACAAAACUAACAAAACAUGCUCUAACUUUCUGUGUUCUUAAAGCUGCCUACUUACUUUCUGAUAUUACAUAGGAAACAAAUACUUUCUAGCAAAUGAGGGUCCAAUGGCCAAGACAAUUAAAAUUGUUACCAAACUGCACUUUAUUGUUUUCUAUGGUCUGUUGCAAUUUUACACCUUAGCAUUGCAUAGAGAGGCAAAAGAAUUAUAGCAAAUUUACGUAGCCGGGCACAGUAAAGCAAAUUGAAACUUAAGUGCUAGGCAACCUGAAAAGUUUUGAAACUCAAUUCACCUGGGUAUGGUGGCAGACAUCUGUAGUCCCAGCUACUCGGGGAAAUCACUUGAGCCUUACAGUUUCGAAACAUAGUAUGAUAUCAUCCUCAGAAUUUAACCAACCAACCAACCAACCAACCAAUCACAAAAAGCCUCCUUUCUCCAAAACUAAAGAAUAAAGACUAUUUGUGUUUAUAAACACUAUUUUGCAUUAUGGGUUCCUUUGUUAAAUAAACAUUUUCUUCCAAAGAUAAACUUGAUUAUUGUUUGAAGAUAAGAUGGUUCUUAUGGGGGGCUGGUGAGAUGGCACAAAGUUAAGUACUUGUUCUUGCACAGGAUUUGGGUUCAGUUCCCAGUACACAACAUGGUAGUUCAUAACUGCUCCAGAGUAAAGUUCUUACCUCAGUGGGCAACAGGCACACUCAUGGAACACGUUCAUACAUGCAGGCACUUACACAUACACCUAAAAUAAGACUUAAAAAAAAGAUAGUUCCUUUUCUCCAAAUUUAGGGCUGUUUUACUGAAAUGAAGAUAUUAUACCCCACAGAAUGGAGAGGGCUUCUAUUUUGCUUUGUUAAAAAUAGAAAUUUGCUGGGUUGUGGGGGCUUUGAUCCCAGCACUCAAGAGGUAGAGGCAGGCGUGACUCUGUGAGUUUGAGGCCAGCCUGCUCUACAGAGCGAGUUCCAGGAUAGCCAGGGCUGAACCAGAGAAACUUGUCUCAAAAAAGAGAGAGGGAGGGAGGGAGAGAGGGACGGAGGAUGGGUAGAUUUAUUUAUUAGUUUAUUAAUUCUGGUGAUUGAAUUCAGUGCCUUGUCUUUAUUAAGCAUAUAUUGAGAUCUGCCUACAUUCCUUCGGUGAAAUCAAAUGAUGUAUUUAAGAGUAUUAUUUUAACUUGGUAUUAAUAUCCAGAAAUGCAUAAUUGUGGGGCUAUGGUCAAGCUCAAUCAAUAAAGCUAUCACCUUGAGUACACAAGACCCUGGGUUCUACCCUGAAUACCAUAAAGAAAAAAGUGCACAGUUGUACCAUUUGAAAUAGUAAAAAAUAAUUAAAUAUUUAAAGUUUGCAUAAAGCCUCUUUGCGUAGAACUGAACAAACUACAUCACCAAUAGUUUCCCUAGUAUUGGAUUUCUACUUUAAAAAAUGUUUAUUUAUAUUUAUGUAUAUAUGUAUGUUCCUUCUUACCUGUCUGUGAGCCACAUUCGUGUGGUACCCUAAGAGGUCUUUAUUAAGUAGGUCUCAAAUCCUUGGACAAACGGCUGAGGAGACUAUUGAACAUAUCAAAACGGACUUUGCCAGCAGCUUCUCCCAACAUCCCGACCUGUUAUAGAUUAUAGAUGGUAUUUCACCCCACCCCCUCCCCAGAGGCCCUUCCCUAAACAAUGCCAGCCAUUUUGAUGACCCCCGUUGACCUUUUGCUUGCUUGGCUGCUGCACCUGGUUCCCCCCUCCUUCCCCUCCCCCUGGCCUCUUCUCAUGUGGAUCAGGGUCAUGUCUAGACUGGACUCUUCUGGCUGUCUCUGCCUUUGGCUGUGCUUUCCUUUCCAUCUACAAUAAUUGCCCACAAUCCCUCCAGUAUAUGCCUAUAAUAAAUGCCCAGGAUACUGGGUCUCAGGUCAGAGCUUAGGUGUGAAGCCCUGGGAUCUAUUCUUAGCAAAAAUAAAAGGGGAAAAAGGAAGCUUAUCAUUGUUUUAAAUUUGGCUUAUGUCCACAAUUCAAGUUUGCAAUGCUUGAAACACAUUAUACACAUGUAAUUUUUGAAAUUAUUUUUCUUAUAUACACCUUGGAAAUAAUUAUAUGAGUUCUGGGAUUCAAACCCAAACCUUACACAUGUCAGGCGAACAUCCUACCACAGAGGUAUAGCUUCAGACAUGGUUCUCUUUAUUAUGUAGCUACCUCUUUAAAAAAGUGUACAACACAAGAUACAAAAACUAUUUUGUUUAACUAUUUAAUAGUCUAUAACUAUUGCUUUUAAUGAUUUUAGGUGCCAUCAAUAUUUAUUUCCAUGUUUAACUGGCUGCUGAAUAAAGCAAGUAGAUAUUGUUUCUUUCAGUCCUUUCAGUAGACAUGAGUAUUCUUACAUUGUAGAUAUGGAAAGCUACAGAACACUGUCAAGUAAAAGGUAAAUAGCAUACUGAGAUGUGGGAUGUAAGAAAGGCCUGGCCAGGUGAGCUGGCUCGGUGAGAAAAUAUGCUUGCUGCCAAAGCCAACGGCCUAAAUUCAUCCCUGGGUGGCGUUCUGAUUUGGGGCAGAGUGAGGGUGAAAGUGAAGGCAGUACAUGCUAACCUCUUGAAAAAUGUUUAUGACUAAUAAUUGUUCUCUCACAUCUGUAGGUGAGAAACAUUGAUAUGUAUUUUCUGUGGUUUGGUAUAGUUAAAGGAUCUCUGUUACAAUAGUUCCCUGUAGAAAAAAAAUGGUACAUAACCAGUAUCUUAGUUGAAUUUAUAUUUUCAUAAAAUUAAACAUUACUUUUUUUUUUUUUUUGUGGUUUUUCAAGACAGGGUUUCUCUUUAUAGCUCUGGCUGUCCUGGAACUCACUCUGUAGACCAGGCUGGCCUCGAACUCAGAAAUUCACCUGCCUCUGCCUCCCGAGUGCUGGGAUUAAAGGUGUGCGCCACCACGCCCGGCAAACCAUUACUUUUUAUAUGUGUGAUUUGAAUACAUUUCCUAGUUUUGACAUGAUUGUAAGGAGUUACCUGUUGCUUAUAAAACUCACUUUAGAUUUUUAUGAAAAGUUUUAUAUUUGUCUGGCUUUAUUCUCUAGAGUCAUUUCACAUUUCCCCCUCAUACAAGUACCUACCAAGUCACAUGUGAAAAAUGCCACAAUUAAACCUGAUUUUUGAUACUGCCGGCUUCGGGCUUUAAUAAAGCAUAUAUGCUUUAGCAUAGUCUUGUAAUUUUUAAAAAAUAAAAAAUGGAGCAUUUACUUUUAUAUUUUAUCCAAUUACGAAUUUUCUUUCUAUCUACACAAAUUUUUAUUUCCUCUUGAGCACUGCAGAAUUUUAUAGAAAGUGUAUUUAUUCUUGAACUAACUCUUUUGCUAUUUAUUGUAUUGAUUAGAGAGAGAGAUUGCAUGAUGUUCUCAGGGUACAGAGGAAGGCUGUCUGUGGGAGGACAGAGAGGAGUAACCAACACCAGCUUCAUUCAUCGCCCACCUCAGAAUGGAGACAAACAUGGACACCUGAAAUUUGUUUCAAAUGGUUUCCCAACAGUGAUGUCACAAGAUUGACCACACUGACACAAUAUGGAGUCUGGAGAACUGUUGCCAUCCUCACCAGCCUCCUCCACUACACCAACAUCAUCUUCUGCUCCUUCCGUGGCUUCAGCAGUUUCAAAGAGCAGCCUUUCCACAGGAGCUGCUUCACUUAGUUCUACAGCCAGCCCAUGUGUACUUGAAGCUGGGAAGUCCAAGAUCAAGGUAUCACCUGACUCAGUGUCUGGACAUUUAUUCAGAGCAGCUGGGGAUCAGCCGUUUAACCUGUCCACAGUGCCGAGUGCCUUCCCAAUGCUCAGCCACCCAGGCUUUGGUCUACAUUCAGCCAGCUCAGGGCAUUCAGAAUUUGGUGGUUUGGGGACACUUGGUACACCCACAGCCUUAGCCGCACAUCCCCAGCUAACAUCUUUUCCAGGUGCAGAGUGGUGGCGAACCACAGAUGGCCACUCUCGUGCUGGAACGCCCUUCUUUCCACCAUUACUGGGAAUUCCACCACUGUUUGCUCCUCCAGCCCAGAAUCACGAUUCGUCAUUCCAUUCGAGGACUUCUGGGAAGAGCAGUCGAAAUGGUCCUGAGAAAGGUAUAAAUGGGUCGGUUAAUGGAACCAGUGCAGCAUCAGUACUUGGUGUCAAUGCAUCUGUAGUAGCCACUCCUGCUUCAAGUUCCAUGGGACAGAACCAAAGCACAAGCUCAGGUGGAGGAACCCUAAAAUGUCAUCAGGAACAAAACAAAAGCCAGCCUGUGGACGCCAGAGCCGACAGAAUCAAAGAUAAGAAACCAAGGAAGAAGGCUAUGGAAAGUUCUAGCAACAGUGAUAGUGACUCAGGCACAUCGUCAGACACCUCGAGUGAAGGCAUUAGCAGCAGUGACUCAGACGAUCUGGAAGAGGAAGAGGAAGAAGAUCAAAGCGUGGAGGAGAGUGAAGAUGACGAUUCUGACUCAGAGACUGAAGCACAACACAAAAGUAACAACCAGGUGCUAUUACAUGGUAUUUCAGACCCAAAAACAGAUGGACAGAAAGCAACUGAAAAAGCCCAGGAAAGAAGAACACACCAGCCAUUACCUCCUGUGUCUGAGUCCCAGACGCACCCACCAUUCCAGUCCCAGCAGAAGCAGCCUCAGGUUCUCUCACAGCAGCUUCCGUUUAUUUUCCAAAGCUCUCAGGCAAAGGAGGAGUCUGUGACCAAACACACCAGUGUAAUACAGUCGACGGGACUGGUGUCCAAUGUGAAACCUUUGUCUUUGGUAAAUCAAGCCAAAAAGGAAACUUACAGGAAACUCGUAGUUCCUUCUCCUGAUGUACUUAAAGCAGGGAAUAAAAAUACCUCUGAAGAGUCUAGUUCUUUGACCAGUGAAUUGCGAUCCAAACGGGAACAAUAUAAGCAGACAUUCCCAUCACAAGGAAAGAAACAGGAGAUGGGGAAGAGCCUGAAGAAGGUUAUUGCAGCUUUGUCAAAUACUAAAGCAACCUCUAGCUCACCAGCACAUCCAAAACUACCACUAGAUAACAACCACCCUAAUCCAUUUUUGACAAAUGCACUUUUAGGGAAUCACCAACCAAAUGGAGUCAUUCAAAGCGUCAUUCAAGAAGCUCCGUUAGCACUAACUACCAAAACGAAAAUGCAGAGUAAGAUUAACGAAAAUGUCUCAAGUAGCACCCCGUUCUCCUCACCUGUCAAUCUGAGCACGAGUGGGAGGAGAGCCCCUGGCAGUCAGACUCCAGCGCUGCCCUCUGCCUCGCCCAUCCUGCACAGCAGUGGGAAGGAAAAGCGGGUCAGCAAUGACGCAACCCCGCUCAAAGCGCACCAUCACCCCCAUCCGGCGGCAGCGGCCGCGGCCUUGGUGGAACAGUUUAGAGGGACAGAUUCAGACGUUCCCAGUAGUAAAGACUCUGAGGACUCAAAUGAGGAUGAGGAGGAAGAUGAUGAGGAAGAAGAUGAAGAGGAUGAUGAAGAUGAUGAGUCUGAUGACAGUCAAUCAGAAUCAGAUAGUAAUUCACAAUCAGAUUCAGAAGGCUCAGAAGACGACGAGGAGAAAGACCAGGAGGAAUCAGAUAGUGACACUGAAGGCGAGAAACCUGCCGUGAACCUGACCCAGACAAGCUCCUCUGCCAAAAGCCCUCCCUCCAGUCUCACAGCGCACUCAGCACCUCACCUCCACAUAGGAAGCCCCCCAGGCUCUGCUCCUGCUGCCCUGUGCUCUGAGUCCCAGCCUCCUGCUUUUCUUGGCACUUCUUCUUCCACACUCACUUCAACUCCACACUCUGGUACAUCCAAACGAAGAAGAGUGGCAGACGAUCAGGAGCUGCGCAUCCCUCUGGACUAUGGCUGGCAGAGGGAGACAAGGGUGAGAAACUUUGGUGGGCGCCUUCCAGGAGAAGUUGCAUAUUAUGCCCCGUGUGGGAAGAAGCUGAGGCAGUGCCCUGACAUGGUAAAGGGAAUGCAGUGGUGUCUUUUGAAAGAAGAGGAUGUCAUUCCUCGUAUCAGGGCAAUGGACGGCCGAAGAGGAAGACCACCCAAUCCAGAUAGACCCAGAGCAAGAGAGGAAUCCAGGAUGAAACGCCGGAAGGGUCGCCCUCCCAAUGUUGGCAGUGCAGAAUUCCUAGAUAACACAGAUGCAAAAUUACUAAGGAAACUGCAGGCUCAAGAAAUAGCCAGACAAGCAGCACAAAUAAAACUUUUGAGAAAACUUCAGAAGCAGGAACAGGCACGGGUUGCCAAAGAAGCUAAAAAACAGCAAGCGAUAAUGGCUGCGGAAGAGAAGCGCAAACAGAAAGAACAGAUGAAGAUUAUAAAGCAGCAGGAAAAAAUUAAGAGAAUACAGCAAAUCAGAAUGGAGAAAGAACUGAGAGCUCAGCAGAUUCUCGAGGCUAAAAAGAAAAAGAAGGAAGAAGCGGCAAAUGCCAAAUUAUUGGAGGCCGAGAAACGAACCAAGGAGAAAGAACUGAGAAGACAGCAGGCUGUCCUUCUGAAACACCAGGAGUUGGAGAGGCAUAGACUAGAUAUGGUAUGGGAACGGGAGCGAAGGCGGCAGCAUGUGAUGCUUAUGAAAGCUAUGGAAGCUCGUAAAAAAGCAGAAGAAAAAGAACGAUUGAAGCAAGAGAAACGUGAUGAGAAAAGAUUGAAUAAGGAACGCAAACUAGAGCAGCGGAGACUGGAGUUAGAAAUGGCGAAGGAGCUAAAGAAACCUAAGGAAGACAUGUGCUUAGCAGACCAAAAGCCCUUGCCAGAGUGGCCUCGCAUCCCGGGACUUGUGCUCUCUGGAACCACAUUUUCAGACUGUCUCAUGGUGGUGCAGUUCUUACGAAACUUUGGUAAAGUUUUGGGCUUUGAUGUGAAUAUUGAUGUUCCAAACCUCAGUGUUCUUCAAGAGGGAUUGCUAAAUAUAGGGGACAGCAUGGGUGAAGUACAAGACUUGCUUGUGAGGCUCCUCUCAGCUGCUGUAUGUGAUCCAGGUCUAAUUACAGGAUACAAGGCAAAAACAGCUCUGGGAGAACAUUUGCUGAACGUUGGUGUGAAUCGAGACAAUGUGUCCGAGGUUUUGCAGAUUUUCAUGGAGGCCCACUGUGGGCAGACUGAGCUGACUGAGAGCCUGAAGACUAAAGCUUUCCAGGCUCACACUCCAGCACAGAAAGCGUCCAUCCUGGCCUUCCUCGUUAACGAGCUGGCAUGCAGCAAGAGUGUGGUGAGUGAGAUUGACAAGAACAUUGAAUACAUGUCUAACUUGAGAAGAGAUAAAUGGAUGGUGGAAGGUAAACUCCGCAAGCUUAGGAUAAUUCAUGCUAAGAAAACAGGCAAGAGAGACGCCUCAGGGGGCAUUGACCUCGGGGAAGAACAACACCCCUUGGGCACGCCCACGCCAGGACGCAAGCGGAGAAGGAAGGGAGGGGACAGUGAUUAUGACGAUGAUGACGAUGAUGACAGCGACGACCAAGCUGAUGAGGAUGAGGAAGAUGAGGAAGAUAAAGAUGACAAAAAAGGAAAGAAGACCGAUAUCUGUGAAGAUGAGGAUGAAGGUGACCAAACAGCCAGCGUUGAGGAGCUAGAAAAACAGAUUGAAAAACUGAGCAAACAACAGAGCCAGUACAGACGAAAGCUCUUUGAUGCUUCUCACUCACUACGCUCGAUGAUGUUUGGUCAGGAUCGGUACCGACGCAGAUACUGGAUUCUCCCUCAAUGUGGAGGGAUUUUUGUAGAAGGCAUGGAAAGUGGUGAAGGCCUAGAAGAAAUUGCAAAAGAAAAAGAAAAGCUUAAAAAGGCAGAGAGUCUCCAGAUCAAAGAAGAAGUAUUUGAGACUUCUGCGGAGACAUUAAACUGUUCCAUUAGAGAUCACUGCGAGCAGAAAGACGACCCAAAAGAGAAAGAUAACACAAAUCUAUUUCUUCAGAAACCAGGCUCUUUCUCCAAGUUAAGCAAGCUUUUAGAGGUAGCUAAAAUGCCUCCUGAGUCAGAUGUUAUGACCCCCCCAAAAGUGAAUGUUAGUACAAACGGGGGCCCACUGUCUCAUCAGAACAGCGGGAAGCAUCCACUGGGGAGCGUUCCCUCAGCAACAACAGCACAAAGCCCCGUGGGAAAGACAGACGCCAGUCUCUUUAGCUCAGGCUCCGGCAGUUGUGGGAAGUUCUACAGUCCUCUCCCCAAUGACCAGCUGUUAAAAACACUGACUGAAAAGAACAGACAGUGGUUUAGCCUUUUGCCAAAAACACCUUGCGAUGACACGUCCCUGACCCACGCUGACCUGUCCACCACUCUGGUGACUCCUCAGUCUCAGCCACCAUCUAAGUCACCUUCGCCGGCCCCAGCUGCACUGCUCGGACCCUCUUCUGUUCAGAGCCCCCCUGGACUGAACCCGUUUGCUCUGUCGCCUCUUCAGGUGAAAGGUGGUGUGUCUAUGAUGGGACUUCAGUUCUGUGGGUGGCCUGCUGGAGUGCUCGCUUCCAACGUCCCAUUUACAUCACCUUUGCCUGCUCUCGGCUCAGGGUUGGGACUGCCAGAAGGAAAUGGCAGUAGUUCAUUCUUGACUUCCAGUGUUGCUUCAAGUAAAAGUGACUCUCCAGUCCCUCCAGCUGAAAGACCCUCCAGCGCUCAGCCAGUGGCUGUUGAAGUAGCAAAGCCAGUAGAUUUUCCUAGUCCCAAACCUAUCCCAGAAGAAAUGCAGUUCGGAUGGUGGAGAAUCAUUGACCCCGAGGACCUGAAGACAUUGCUCAAAGUGCUGCACCUCCGCGGGAUCCGGGAAAAGGCAUUGCAAAAGCAAAUUCAGAAACACUUGGAUUACAUUACCCAAGCCUGUGUCAGGAACAAGGACGUCGCUAUUAUUGAAUUAAACGAAAAUGAAGACAAUCAGGUAACCCGCGAUCUAGUGGAGAACUGGUCGGUCGAAGAGCAAGCAAUGGAGCUGGACCUGAGCAUACUCCAGCAGGUGGAGGACUUGGAACGGAGGGUUGCAUCAGCGAGUUUGCAAGUGAAGGGUUGGAUGUGUCCAGAGCCUGCAUCGGAAAGGGAGGACUUGGUAUAUUUUGAACAUAAGUCACUUACUAAGUUGUUCAAGGAGCAUGAUGGAGAACUUACUGGUGACGAAGAAAACAGUGCGCAUGCACUGGCUCGGAAGAGUGACAACCCCCUAGAUAUAGCUGUAACCAGGCUGGCUGAUUUGGAGCGGAACAUUGAGAGAAGGUAUCUGAAGAGCCCCUUAAGUACCACCAUUCAGAUCAAACUGGAUAAUGUGGGCACAGUUACUGUCCCUGCUCCUGCACCAUCCAUUAGUGGUGAUGGUGACGGAAUUGAAGAGGAUAUUGCUCCAGGGCUCAGGGUCUGGAGAAGGGCCUUAGCAGAAGCUCGCAGUGCUGCGCAGGUAGCCCUGUGCAUCCAGCAGUUACAGAGAUCAAUAGCAUGGGAAAAAUCAAUUAUGAAAGUUUACUGCCAGAUCUGUCGGAAGGGCGACAAUGAAGAGCUGCUUCUACUCUGCGACGGCUGUGACAAAGGCUGCCACACCUACUGCCACAGGCCCAAGAUUACAACUAUCCCCGAUGGGGACUGGUUUUGCCCAGCUUGCAUCUCUAAAGCAAGCGGCCAGAGUAUAAAAAUUAAAAAAAUUCAUGUCAAAGGAAAAAAGACAAAUGAUUCCAAGAAAACCAAGAAAGGAAACGUCGCCGGGGACACAGAGGAUGAAGACUCGGCUUCCACAAGCAGCUCCCUCAAGAGAGGAAGCAAAGAGCUCAAAAAGAGGAAAAUGGAGGAAACCACUUCCCUCAACCUGUCAAAAGCAGAAAGCACCACCUCCAUUAAGAAACCCAAAAAAGAUGAGUCCAGGGACCUGGCUCUCUGCAGUAUGAUCCUGACUGAAAUGGAGACACAUGAGGACUCCUGGCCUUUCCUGCUUCCUGUGAACUUGAAACUCGUACCCGGCUAUAAGAAGGUUAUCAAGAAACCUAUGGAUUUUUCUACAAUUAGAGAAAAACUAAAUAAUGGACAGUAUCCCAACUUUGAGACCUUUGCUCUAGACGUCAGGCUUGUUUUUGACAACUGUGAAACAUUUAAUGAAGAUGACUCGGACAUAGGCAGAGCUGGCCACAGUAUGCGAAAAUACUUUGAAAAAAAGUGGACAGAUACCUUCAAAGUGAGCUGAAGUUGUAAUCUCCUUUUUCUCCUUUUUCCUUUUAAACAAGGACAAACAAGACCAGCGGUGUGAACUGCAUUCACACAGAUGUGCAAGGCACAUGCAUAUUAACUUUUUCCUUAAGAUUGGUGUGUGUGUGUGUAUGUGUACAUAUGUGUACAUGUGCACACACACACACACACACACACACGUAUAUUUAAGAAGGAUGGGAAGAAUGACACCAGUUUUAGAGGCUUCACUCCUCCAGCCGAGCCCAUUGGUCACUGGUUUGUGUGACUCAUCAGCUAAUUUAGGUAGAACAGGGAAGCGCACCCAAAGAGUUUUCCAAGGAAAGGGUGUCAUAGUGCAAUAGCAACGAAACUCUAUCAAACCGCACUGAAUAGCCAACACCAGAGCUCUAACGUGGGGAACGGUUCUCCUUUCCCUCUCAAUAAAUAUCUAUUUUUCAUUUUUUUACUUUGUAGUUUAUUUUUUAGUGAAUGUAUUUAAUUUUAUGAAUUAUUUAUGAUUAAACCACAUCCAGAAUCUUCGUUUUCUGUGAAAAGGAAGAACUAGAAAAUUGCUUUAAAUCUUGAAACUACAACAAGGAAUGUUUUAAAAUAUAAAACAAAGCCAAGUUAAACUGUUUACACUGAUGUGCUCAGAAAGCACCAAAAAUAACCUUUACUGUAGAGUCACAAGCCCACUUAUAUAUAAAUAUAUAUAUGUAUGUUGCGCAUCACUUGUGUAGUUAAAUUGUAUCUCAAGCCAGUGGAAAAUUGACGUGUAUAUAUUGUUCAUUAUUGUUUAUAUUGAGUCUUGUUUUAAUAUGUAUUAUGUGUAUAUAUUGUUUGGAGACAUUAUUGUUUAUGCCUUAGAAGGACUGUAGCAUUUUAUCUGAGUCUGAACGUAAUUACAGCUCUACAGCGUGUACAGUAAUUAUCCUCUACCGACACUGUGGCGUCUCCCUAAUCUUGGUAGUGCCUGCCUUCGAAACAGGGUGUAGGGGAUAGUAGUUUUCCAUUUUUCUAUUUUGUUAUAUAAUUUUAAGCCACCAGGGCCUAAAUUAAAGUAUAAUCAUUUGUAUCCAUGUGAAAUAAAAUCGUGACAAUUUCCUACACACACAGUAUUUUUUCAUAGAGACACUUCCCUCCCAUCUGCCUUGCCUCAGAAAUAAAUUUAAAAGACAUUUGUAACCACUGUGUUUUAUCUACUGUGUGUUGUGGCCUGUUGGAGGCACAUAGAUCAGAGUUCUUUUGUACCUAUGUAAAAGUACUUGAAGUUUUAUUUAAAAUAAAAUGUUGUGGAAAAGGUAA
Molecule: messenger RNA, 12245 nt
Organism: Mus musculus (house mouse)
Lineage: Eukaryota; Metazoa; Chordata; Mammalia; Rodentia; Muridae
Gene: Baz2b
Product: bromodomain adjacent to zinc finger domain, 2B
Exons: 38
Coding region: 4366-10959 (2197 amino acids)
Cellular component (GO): nucleus; chromosome
Molecular function (GO): DNA binding
Source: RefSeq, a predicted model, not a curated record